AUGGGGCUCUCCAAAUCGACGCGCAUCAUGAUCCUGCUGGCUAUCGACACGGCUUUCUUCUUUGUCGAGCUCAUCGCGGGUUACACGGUGCACUCUUUGGCGCUGGUCGCCGACUCGUUCCACAUGUUGAACGAUGUCAUAUCGCUCCUCGUUGGACUAUGGGCCGUCAAGGUCGCUAGCCAAAAGACCAACUCGAAGACAUACACAUACGGAUGGCAACGCGCGGAAACCCUGGGCGCCCUCAUCAACGGCGUCUUCCUUGUCGCGCUGUGUCUCUCCAUCUUCCUCGAGGCCAUCCAGCGCUUCGUCGAGCCUCAGGACGUUUCCCACCCGGUUAUCAUCCUCAUCGUCGGUUCUUGCGGCCUCCUGUCCAACAUUGUCGGCCUCUUCCUCUUCCACGACCACGGUCACGGCGGCCAUUCCCACGGCGGUCAUUCACACGGAAACGACGCACACUCGCACGCUGAGGAGGGACACUCUCACGGCAUCGAUGCGCAUGACCAUGCCAUUGCGGACGAGCGCGGCAAUAUAGCCGAUGUGCUGCCCCAGAACCGCGUCGGCUUCCCGUCGAACCUUACCCAAAGCCCCUCCAAAGCCACCGCAAAGAACAAGCGCCACAGCCGAUCGCACUCACGCAACUACGCGACCAUCGACGAGAUCUACGUACACCCCUCUUCCUUCAGGAACAGCAUCAUCGAGUCGUCCCGCGCGCACGAUGAUGAGGCAGAUGACGAGGACAACGAUGUCGUCGAGGACGAGGAGCCUACCGAGCAGACUUCGCUUCUAUCUAAGCCUAAGAGCCACGGCUCCCACGACCACUCUCACGACCAUGCUCACGGAAACGGCAAGACUAGCCAGAAGGACAACCACAAGGGCCACAAGCACAACCAGCCCAAGAAGGAGGCAUCCGGAGGUGGACAUGGUCACUCUCACGCCGAUCUGAACAUGCGCGGUGUUUUCCUACACGUCUUGGGUGAUGCCCUGGGCAACAUUGGUGUCAUUGCCACUGCCCUGUUCAUCUGGCUUACCGACUACUCCUGGAGGAUGUAUGCCGAUCCCGCGGUAUCUCUGCUCAUCACCGUCAUCAUCCUCCUGUCUGCUCUACCCCUGUGCAAGGCUGCAUCUCGUAUCCUUCUUCAAGCCGUCCCGGAAAACCUGUCCAUCGACGACAUCACCGACGACAUUACUGACCUCACAGGCAUCGUCUCCUGCCAUCACCUCCACGUCUGGCAACUAUCAGACACUAAGCUCAUCGCAUCCCUCCACGUCCAGGUCGACUUUGACUUCAAGGGUCAGGGCUCAGCACGCUACAUGGAUCUCGCGCGCCAAAUCCGCGAAUGCCUCCACCAGUACGGUAUUCACUCUUCGACCAUCCAGCCCGAGUUCUGCCUCGACGCUAGCCACGACCACUCGGCACAUGGCUCAGACGAAAGCGGCGCGGAAGAUGGUGGUCGCAAGAGCAAGAACCCCAGCGUCAAGGGCGGCCCUGACGCCUGUCUUCUAGAGUGCCCCGACAGCUGUGGUGGAGGAAAGCAAUGUUGUGACCCUAACACUACCGGUCCCAACGGUCCAUCAUCAUAA
Alternaria arbusti is the source of this 1581-nucleotide messenger RNA. RefSeq lists its product as uncharacterized. Gene Ontology annotation, biological process: intracellular zinc ion homeostasis; zinc ion transmembrane transport. NCBI's taxonomy places the organism in Eukaryota, Fungi, Ascomycota, Dothideomycetes, Pleosporales, Pleosporaceae. The coding region runs from base 1 to 1581 and encodes 526 amino acids. Gene Ontology annotation, cellular component: membrane. The transcript is spliced from 3 exons. The record is from RefSeq and is a predicted model, not a curated record. Gene Ontology annotation, molecular function: zinc ion transmembrane transporter activity.